AUGAGGGUGCGAGCGGGAUCAUGUGCGCUGUAGAGUCGCUCUCCGUGGUGCUGAAAGGAAAACUCUGGGUCUUAAAAGUCCUGUGAUAUGCACGAACUGCGACGCCAAGUCGGAGUAGCAAGGGAGUAAACAUGAAGUCGAUCAUAAAUGCCUUAAAAAAGGAAGUGCCUUUCCGUGAGGCUCCAGCCUACUCCAAACGCAGAAGGGGUCCAUCUUCUGGCGACGGCAGCGGAAACGGCCAGUCGCCCUCUUCGUUAUCAGCGCCACGGGUCCUUCUGCGCUCCAACAGCGAUAACAACCUAACAGUCAGUCAGUACCAGCAGCAGCAGCACGGUUCUCCUGGCAACUGGGCCCCCCAUCUGCAGCAGCACCAACACGCCCAGCACCAAUCACACCGGGCGCCCCAGCAGGGUCACUCACAGCCUGGCUCCUCAGCAUUACAUCGCAGCCUGUCACCCCAGCUGCUCCAGCAGAUGCCCAGCGGCAGCCCCAAUGGAAAUGUGGUGGUUCGGACCAUGGGGAGAGGUGCGAGGAGCCGGUCACCCUCCCUCAGCCGGCUGGGGGAGGAGGCCAGACGGGCUGCACCUUCACAGCGCCAACCAAGCCCCAGCAGUCGUGGAGAGGCAGUUGGAACCAGAAGGAAGCUGUACAGUGCAGUUCCAGGAAGACACUUCGUAGUGAUUCGUUUGUAUACAGCCCAGGCCGAGGGGGAGAUUAACCUCUACAAGGGCGACAGGGUCAAAGUUCUGAGCAUCGGAGAGGGGGGUUUCUGGGAGGGCAGUGCCCGUGGCCAGGUGGGCUGGUUUCCAGCCGACUGCGUGGAGGAGAUCCCCGCCAAAGCCACAGAGGAGAGGAACUAUUCCCGAGCAGACCGUGCUGACAGACGGAAGCUCUUCAGGCACUACACUGUGGGCUCCUAUGACAGCUUUGAUGCUUCAAGUGACUGCGUGGUGGACGAGAAGACGGUGGUGCUGCAGAAAAAGGAGAAUGAGGGAUUUGGCUUCGUCCUGCGUGGGGCAAAAGCGGAUACGCCCAUUGAGGAGUUUACUCCCACACCUGCCUUUCCAGCCCUGCAGUACCUGGAGUCUGUGGAUGAGGGAGGAGUGGCAUGGCAAGCAGGACUUAGGACGGGGGACUUCCUCAUCGAAGUGAACCAGGAGAAUGUGGUGAAGGUGGGCCAUCGACAGGUGGUCAACAUGAUCCGCCAGGGAGGCAACCGGCUCCUGAUUAAGGUGGUGACAGUGAGCCGGAAUCUGGACCCCGAGGACACAGCACGCAAAAAAGCUCCUCCACCUCCAAAGAGAGCCCCCACCACAGCCCUGUCAAUGCGCUCAAAGUCGAUGACGUCUGAACUCGAGGAACUCGUGGAUAAAGCCACUCUAAGGAAAAAGAAAGGUGACAAAGUAGAAGAGAUGACCCAUGCCCAGAAGACAUCACCUGUUGACAUGAAGAUAGCCACAAUUAAACCACGCCCAUCCAGUCGCUGCUUGGUUACGCCAACUGAUAUGAAUUCCUUGUAUCAUGACCGCCAAGGAGUAGCUGUGGUGCCACCCACUGUGCCAGGAGCCUUCCUGGGGAUACCUGAGAAGGGCACUAUGAAAAAGCAAAAGUCCAUAGGUACAUCGGAGGAUGAGAAACAGGGAUUCCUCACACCUCCCCUACUCAAGUUCUCACGCAGUCUCUCUAUGCCUGACACCUCAGAGGACAUCCCUCCUCCCCCAGCCAUUUCACCCCCUUCACCACCUGCCUACAACUCAGCUGCUGGACCUACACCCAAGAGCUAUGGCACAACACGACCAAGCUUUUCCCAAAACUCGCCCAAUGCAGUGACGACCAUAAGCCGGACCACCGACGUCGGUACGUUGAGGCGUGGCUAUUUCCGUCAGAGCUCUGAGCACUUUGAGAGCACACGAACUCGGGGGCGUACGCCAGUGCCUGAGAACCCGUAUUCAGAGGUGGGCAAUAAGACGCUGUAUGUGCCAGCAAAACCAGCCCGAAGGAAGGGUAUGUUAGUAAAGCAGUCUAACGUGGAAGACAGCCCAGAGAAGACGUGUCACAUGCCAACAAGUCCAUCAGGCCCAGUUUCCAUGCCUACUACGCCUGUAGAAAGAACAUGCUCCUCUAUCCCUAUUCCCACCAUCAUUGUAAAGGAGCCAUCCACUAGCAGCAGUGGCAAGAGCAGCCAGGGUAGCAGCAUGGAAAUUGAGCCUACAACCCCUGAACACCCGCCUCUCACACCUGCUGUCGGUGGAAGUGGAGGUUUACGCCCUGAAGACCCCCUUUCACUAAGCAACCCCUUUGCAGCAGCUAUUGCUGGAGCAGUACGGGACCGCGAAAAGAGGCUCGAGGCAAAAAAGAACUCGAUUGCCUUCCAGUCAAUAGACAUCGGGGAUGAUGACUUGAGUGGUCCCACGCCAACCCCUCGCCUUCGCCAGUCCAAGUCCAUCGAUGAAGGCAUGUUCAGCAGCGACGAGCGUCUUCAAAGGAUAUUAGCCCCUCCUUUGGCAAAGCAGCUCGGUCGCCCUGUUGGUGGCGGUAGUGGAAAUAUGACAGAUUUCAACACUCCUGAGCCCACAGUUGUUCGGGAGCCACUAAACACUAGAACAGGGCAGUGUCCCAACCUGGACAGUCCUGUUAGCCUCCCAGCCACUCCUCCUAAGAGCCACUACAGGGCCAAUGGAACCUACCUCCAUCCUGUCACUGGCAAGCCGUUGGACCCUAAUUCUCCACUAGCUCUGGCCCUUGCAGCUCGUGACCGGGCCAUGAAAGAGCAACAAAACCAUCCUCAGAAUCAGUCUCAAAAUAAUCCUCAGGUUCAACAAACCCCCAAGCAUGAAGCCCAGUCCCUGCCAGUUCAGCAAAGUCACAAACCUGACCUCAACCAGCCUCUAUUUAUUGACACCAAACUCCGCUCUGGAAUCGAGACGAGUUUUGCUGCAAUCUCCACGGCAACAAUGGGACGGCCUGGCCGAGGUGGCCUUCAAAGACAAAUGACAGAGCAGAAGUACGAGUCUGAUGGAGCACGGGAAGAGCGGCAGCAUCAGGCACUUGAAGAGAGGAAAAGCGCACCAGCAGAUGUGGCAGACACAUCACAGCCCAAGUCAGCUGGAUUACUGAUGGUUCACACCAGCACAGACGUAAGCAACAAGGCGAACAACCAAGAGGCCGAGGGGCAGGACAGCAACCGACCGUCUGAGCUGAAAGAUCCAAACCAGCCUGAUCCUCUUAGUUCUUCAACACUGUCCACUCCACAGCCACCCACAUUAAGGAGGAGGAGCAUUCCUUUAAGCGAAUCCAUGGACGAACCUGUAAAACUGCCCUUUCGCAUCCCUCCUCCCCCUCUGGCCUCAGUUGACAUUGAUGAAGAAUUUGAGUUCUCAGAACCCCUCCCCCCACCUCUGGAGUUUGCAAACAGUAUUGACAUUCCUGAUGACCAGGCUAGUGCCAUUGCAGAGAUGAUUCAGCAACAGAGACGGAAUGGGGGGCCUUCUCUACCCCCAUACCACCCUCAUGCCCCACCACCUGUCACUGAUCAACACAGAAGGUUGGCAAACAAUAUGCCCCCCUCGUAUGCCCCUCCACCUGACCCAGAAUCAGGGGUAGGUGACUCAGGCAUUGAAGAGGUGGACAGCCGCAGUAGUGGGGAUCCUCAGCACAUGGAGACCACCAGCACAGUGUCUAGCAUCUCCACCCUGUCAUCAGAAGGAGGCUUCUGUGACAGUGCUUUGGAGAGCCUCUAUGCCACUGCAGACGGUCACGCCUUCCUGGUGGAUCGGCCCCCUGUGCCACCAAAGCCCAAGAGCAAGUCUGUCAUUAAUAGAACGUCACUUUAUCAUGAUGCUCUCAUUGAAGAGCCACCAGAGUCUUAUGGGUCACCGCCUCAGGCCCCUCUCCCUCCUCCCUCGUCCUCUGAACCUCCUAGGACUCCUACUCAAAGGACCUCCAAGCUGUGGGGUGAUCAGCCCCCUGAGCUCCGCAGCCCCCCAUCCACACCAGACUCCAAGAACACAGUUAUCACUGAGCUGAGCACCAUUCUACAGCAUAUGAAUCGCGACAGGCCAACCAAGCCAGGAGAAAGCCUUGACUCCCCAACAGGCACCAGAGGGGGCUUCGGAACAAGGCCUCCUACCGAUGACUCAGGAAUGCGUAACAAUGCUGCCGCCGCUACCACCCUCACUUCCACCCCUCCCAGCAGUCUCCCAUCCCAGACGCACCCCUGCAGCCCUCCAGACUCGGCGUCCUCCCUCACCCCCUGCUCUUCACUGCCUCCCUCUGUGUCGCCCACCCUCACAGACGUCUUCGGCCUGCCAACCCCACCUUUGGGCAGCGGCGGCGGCUACAGCCUGAGCUCCUCGUGUGGCGGCAGCGGGAGCUCGCGCUCUCCAUCUCCACUUACGCUGAUGCAGGCCGUGGCAGCCUCAGGCAAGCCUUUCGCCUCCAAACCCAUGGAGCUGUGGAGCAAGCACGACGUGGCGGACUGGCUGGAGAGUCUCAACCUGGGGGAGCACAGGGACGCUUUCCUGGACAAUGAGAUCGAGGGUGCUCAUCUGCCCUCGCUGCAGAAGGAGGACCUGAUAGACCUGGGCGUGACAAGAGUGGGCCACCGCAUGAACAUCGAGAGGGCCCUCAAGCUGCUGCAGGACAGACAAGCCCCGAGGUGACGGGCUGGCGACGUGUGGAGUCAGGGCCAAGGAGAGGGAGGUGUCACGAAUCACUUUUACCAAUCUCUUCAUCAGACAUAAUCUCAAGACGUGGAACCGGGUGGAAGUUUUGUCCAAGCUGAUGCUGCCUCUUGCUGUGUUUGUCUCCUCCCAUCCUCCGCUGUCGGCCUCAUCUCAGUGCUCCAGUGUUGUUCGCCCUCUUCCUGCUUCCCACUGUCCUGAGCAUCAGGGGAUCAUGGGAUGUUUGGGGGAACUGCAGGGGGAGAAAGAAGAGAAUAGCUGCUAUGUCAAAUCAAGGCGAGAGAAAGGAGGACAGUAUGUGGGACUGUAAAGAAAACAACAUAUUCUGGAAACACUGGGAAAAAACACUUGUCUGGAAGUUUCUUCACACAAAGACUCGUGGUCACCUGACUGCUUUGGAUACUCAAGACUUUUUCCAUACACCCCGGUGUGGGUGCAUGAAAACCCAGCUGAGCUGGUCGUUGCUCCUUUUCUAUCUUUGCUAGAGUUUGUUCAGAGAAUAUUUCUUCACUAGAGUCCUACCGGAGUUAUAUUUCUGGGUGCAUCUAAGGUUGUAGAGAACAAUUUGAGAUAGACUUCAUUUUUGUUCUUUUUUGUUCUUUUUUGCUUUUCACCUGUUUGUGUCAAAACAACAGCAUUUGCUGACAUGUUUAACUAAUACUAAACCAUAUCCACACACACACUUUCUGCACAGUGCCACAAGCUGACGAAUGAGAUUUCACACAGUCUUUACAUCCUGAGCACUUACACACAUGUAGUUACUGCGAUGGCCUUCUUCCCUGACAAAGAUCAAAGUGUGGAGAGGGGUGGUCACCAGAGGAGGAGCUGCGCCUGAGCUGGGUCCGUGAAGUCCUGCGGCACCUGCUCGGUGUCCACCUCGUGACUCAAGAAAAACCAAGGUGAGGAUGCAAGAUGGACGUACAGAUGUUGGAACAGGAAAAUGGUUGUGCCAGCUUCGCUGAGAGUGCGUCCUUCUCCUCUCUCGGUUUUUCCUUUCCUACUUCUGUGUGCAUGUGUGUGUGUUAAUAGUUCACCCAAAAUAUCAUUAAGGUCCAUUUAACUAUUUCUAUGAAUCUGCUAUAUAGGGCACUUAUAGGGAAACUAAAAGUGUUACUUUUUGUAUUUUUACCAUCAAAUCUUCUUCACUUACAGCAGGUCGGCACCUGCCCACAGUAUGGCCCACAGUAACGCUAACGUACCAGACACCCUGUGUGUAAGUGGUAGAACAGAGUGGUUAUUACACUGUGUGUUUCUAGCAUUCGUGCAUUAUUUUGGGAAAUCCACUUACUCGCUUUCUUGCUGUGAAAUAGAAAGAUCGAUAUCGCUCUCUUACUGGUCGCUGAGAGCUGGAGUGAAAUGCAAAACAUCCGUCCACCUGUUUUAUGCUCACUUUCAAUGAGAGCAGAAGAUAUGACACAUCGAUACGCAUAAACACGCAUUUAUUCAAACAAAGGAAAACUAUCAACCAACAAUCUAGCCCCAAAUGAUGCGUGUGGUCUAAACCUUACUAAGCUUCCACUGUGUGGGAUGAUGAGAAGAUGGUCAAGUUUUUCACUUGAGUUUGACUUUCAACUGGAACUUUGUCAUUUCAAGAGAGAGACUGUCUUUCACAAACUAGUACCAACUACUCGGCUUUGCUACUUUGAUAAAUGUACUGCAGAUAGUGCUGACAGGGUUCUUACACUGGAUCCAAGCUAGGAGACAUCAUCCUGUAGUUUGUUUAUAUACAUUUCCCUUGUUUUUCCUGGUCCUUAGCAGGAUAUAACACCGGACAGCAGUAAUGCACCUACAGGCUGUUUGCAUCGUUAAAUCACAAAAAUGAGAGAAGGCCACCAGAGGCCUGUACUGUGCAGCAGGAUUUUAGGCCAUCCAAGUAACUUCUGGGUUAACUCUUGGUUUUCUGUAGUGCAAAGGUGGUUGACAUCAUACUGGGGUACAUCGCUAUGGUAACUUACGAUGUCCACCUAAGUCAUUGGCUACUGACCAAUCAAUUCUCCAGAAAAUAGCAGGAUCCCUCUGACCUCUACAGGCAGAGUAGGAGGGACUAAAGUCUUUCAGCAGUGCCUAAUGUCUCUGCGCUUCCCUGAUGAUUAUCAGAAAUAAAUAUAGAUUUGUAGAUAUAACUUUAUAAUUGAAUGUUUUAUCCGUCAGCUGCAUCCUAAAACAGGACACCUACACUGUACUUGCUGUCCUCAUAUGACAUCUCUGCACAGAUUAAACCUUUGAACUGUUUUUAUAUUUAAUCUGUCAAACCCCUUAAACAGCACUGAGUCUGCAGCUGAAAGAAUAAAAACUAAAACUGUCAGGAGAAGGUUACAGAUUGUAGAUUCUCUGCUGGGGAAACACAUUUUACAUGUGCAGCUUGUUAAGCUGGACCUACAACCACAGAUGAAGCGUAAACUUUCCCACUGUCCCCCGAAUGUGCGCAUAUAAAUUUGGUGAUUUAGAAAAUGUGUAAAAUGUUGUUAUACUUGAUUCUGAUCUGCUGCGAGAUAUCUUUUGCAGCUACUGGGAUGAAGAUCGCCCAGCAAGAGCACCUGUUCAACCAGUCAGAUUCAUUUCUCCUUUAUCAGGCUGUGGGCAGUAACAUUUAAUGUUUAAAUGACUCCUGUUUAACGUUUCAGAUCUUUAAAGUGCACCUUAAAAACAAACAGCAGCAUGGAGAGAGCAUUCAGGAAUAAUAUAAAUGUUGCAGCUGUGUGCGAGAAAUCACCAGAUUCAUGCUUUGUAGCACUGCUGUCCCAUCUUAUUUGCAGCAAUGUUGCAUUUGCUGUUAGAUUUUUAUCAUCAUCUGAUUGGUGUGGGUGACACUCACAGGGAUCGUUUUGUGUGGAAGAAGACUCAUAUAUGACCAGUGAAAUGCUCCUUUCAGAUUGGUCAAAUGCUGCCAACACCACUCCUUUCAUAUACCUGUGCUGAUGAAACCCUAAAUUAGUUUUGGCAGUUGAUAACCAGCUUUGAGUGACCACUUAUCCUCAUUGCUAAUGUUAGGAUGAGUGAAUCCACAUAAUGGCAAGUUGGUUGUGUAGAACUUGCUGUGGUACAGGGCCCAGGUGUUCUAACUCCGUACCAGAUACUGGACUGGUAAAUCAUCUGUCUGCUAAAGUGUUUGCUUUAUGAGACAGACAUGCUGGAAGCAUUACACUUAAUCCAAAGAUUAAGUAAAUGGUAAAUGGACUGGUUCUAGCGCUUUUCUACUCAUCUGAGCACUCAAAGCGCUUUACACAACUUGUGCAUUCACCCAAGCACACCUUUCUAAGAUGUGCGUGAAUGCAUAGCUAACAUUCACACACUCACAUGGAUGCAUCGGAGAGCAAUUUGGG
Pundamilia nyererei is the source of this 8005-nucleotide messenger RNA. RefSeq names its product SH3 and multiple ankyrin repeat domains 2b (gene shank2b). The transcript has 15 exons. The coding region runs from base 132 to 4661 and encodes 1509 amino acids. The record is from RefSeq and is a predicted model, not a curated record. NCBI's taxonomy places the organism in Eukaryota, Metazoa, Chordata, Actinopteri, Cichliformes, Cichlidae. Gene Ontology annotation, molecular function: synaptic receptor adaptor activity; ionotropic glutamate receptor binding. Gene Ontology annotation, cellular component: postsynaptic density; postsynaptic membrane; dendritic spine.